This is a messenger RNA of Ostrea edulis (European flat oyster), 3339 nucleotides long. Its product is annotated as mucin-2-like. The transcript has 8 exons. The record is from RefSeq and is a predicted model, not a curated record. Lineage: Eukaryota; Metazoa; Mollusca; Bivalvia; Ostreida; Ostreidae. Bases 962 to 2368 code for a protein of 468 amino acids.
GAACCGAACAAUUUCAUGGAGACAGGAUCAGAAUCAUGCUCAUUUCUAUAUAUGGUUGGGGAAACUGGAGACUCUUGUCUGUCAUUAUAUCAUUGUAUCAGCUUGAAAUGUACAUGAGGGCUAUUCUCAGCCAGCGCCAGUACUGAGUAGGGAAAAUAAACAAUCAAAAUAAUUUGAUUAUAAAAUACAUUUAUUAUAUAUGAUAUUUAAAGGGUCACCAACAUGCGUAAAAAUGGUGGUGUGACUGAAUGUGUGAGAUUUGUGACACACACUUGUCUCAUACAAAAAUGUCCUAAUGAUUUGUUAUAUAAUUUCGGAACCGUCUUUCAAACCAGGGGGGCAGCUCCGGAAUUUGAAGCUACGGUUAGAGUGGGCGCCGUCCGGGUUUUAUGCAAGGGGUAUGAUCAGCCCUGGUUGGGGCCCAGGGGACGAUUUUUAAAAAAUAAUUUUUAAACGUUUGUAAAUAUAAGACCUGCAAAAUCACAGCAAAACUCCUGUCAUGUAGAAAUAUAUCUUUUUUACUUUUUUUCUUACGAAUGGUUGUAAAUUAAUCAGAUUAUUAAAAAAAAAUCAAGUUCAAUAGGACGAUUUACUGAUGAAGUUGAAAAAGAUAACCAUGCCCGCUUGUAUUGUACUCGUAUAAUAAACAUCAAAGAGUCAUUUUAAACGCUACUUUGUAAAACCAAUUACUUAAAGUCGAGUGACUGACACAUUUGAAUAAAAAAAAGAAUAAUAAGAAUAAUCAGAGUUUCCAUAUUUGCAAUAACAGUGGCGGAUCCAGAGAUUUUUUAUUCCAAUGAAUGAUAUUGUAUUUUUUGUUCAACAUGUAGGGAGAGGGUGAAUUAAGUUUUUAUAAACUGUGCCCAAUCCCGUUGUAAUAUUUGAUAUAAAAUAAAUUAAUGAAUUAUAAGAUAAAUCUAAUAACUCAUUUAGUAAAUGAGACAAAGAAAAGAUUAAUGGGAUGUCGAAAAAAAUAUGGUAUGAAUUGAUGAAAAGUGUAAAGGUUGCGUUGCUGAUGGAAAUACCCGCGAAUCCUCCGUCACAUGAUCAAUUUAGCUCAUGCGACUUUUUUAUCAAAUGGAAAAUGGAGGGACGAACUACAGCAUGUGUGAUAUGUGCUGCAAUAGUGAUGAUGACACUUCAAGAUUUUUAUACUUUUGCUAAAAUUAUGGAUGUUGCGCAGUGUCCAAGAUGUCUGAACAAACGUGGAGUUGUAACGUGUAAAACUUACAAGAACAAUUGUGUCAGUGUUUUCCUUAAUCGUGCCAGAACCCAAAUCCGUGAAAUUCGCGUCCCUAUGUGUACUAUCGAUAUUGUGGUCAACAGAAAGUGGGAGUCCCUUACUGACUUUCCAGUAGUGCGGGACAUUAGGGGACAUCAAUGUGCCAGUGUAUUCAAUAUGCCUACUGAAGAGUCCAAGAUGUUGGCCACCACUACAAUACCAUCCACUUCAUCAGCAAAUACACAAGGGAGGGCUUGGAUUGGGCCAGCGUCAUUGAAAAGUACAACUCAAGAUAUGCCUACUGAAGAGUCCAAGAUGUUGGCCAUCUUUACAGUGCCAUCCACUUCAUCAGCAAAUACACAAGGGAGGGCUUGGAUUGGGCCAGCGUCAUUGAAAAGUAAAACUCGAGAUAUGCCUACUGAAGAGUCCAAGAUGUUGGCCACUUCUACAAUACCAUCCACUUCAUCAGCAAGAACACAAGGGAGGGCUUGGAUUAGGCCAGCGUCAUUGAAAAGUACAACUCAAGAUAUGCCUACUGAAGAGUCCAAGAUGUUGGUCAUCUUUACAGUGCCAUCCACUUCAUCAGCAAAUACACAAGGGAGGGCUUGGAUUGGGCCAGCGUCAUUGAAAAGUAAAACUCAAGAUAUGCCUACUGAAGAGUCCAAGAUGUUGGCCACUUCUACAAUACCAUCCACUUCAUCAGCAAGAACACAAGGGAGGGCUUGGAUUGGGCCAGCGUCAUUGAAAAGUACAACUCGAGGGUUACAAUUAUCUACCGAAGAAUUUGACGUGCCUGGGACCGCAGGUGUUUUUGCCUGGGCAGUUGUCACAACACUUGCCAUUAUUCUGAUUGUGAUAAGGCAUCUUUUGCUUUCGAAAAUAAAAUGCUGCUGUAGAAGGCAAGUCAACCAUCUUCCUAGAACACCAUCACCACCUUCAACACCGUGCACUCGUGAAACUGUAGAGCAGAUAAGAAUGCAUUUAUUGCACACACCAUCUUCCAUUGCUACCACCCCCAGCAGUUUAUCGGCGUCAACCCCCAACACAGUAGUUUCAGUAACUCGACCUCUCCUUGGUGAUGAUGACGAUGAACCUAUUUCACAACGUACCAGGGCUAAAAGUGUCGCAAAGAGACUUAGCCUGUAAUUUCUUUACUAGUUUUUCAAAGGGAUGAUAUUACUACGUUUUGAACUUUUUAAUGACUGUGUAGUGUACAAGUUUUGAAAAUGAUAACAGUAAACAGUUUUAUGAAUGUGUAAUCAGUUUAAAGUUGUGCAUUUUUUAUGACAGAUUUUUUUGGAAUUGGAAAAAGCAUAAAGUUUGGGACUUUUUGAACUGUUUAAGUUCCAUUAUUUUUCCUUUUUUUACAAAACAGAUUUGUUAAUGACAACAAUUUGAUGACAUUUUACUUUUUUUAAUGAAUGUACAUGUAGUACAGAGCAACGGUAUUGUUUAAGGACAUUGACUCGUUAGUUUUUCCUAUGGUUGCUUUUAAUGUUUUUGUAUUUUUUAUUUUUUUUUUUAUUUUAUGCGACAGUUUGUAUUUUACUUGAAUACUGAUCAAAGGAAAAUUUAAAGUCCUGCCUUUAUUUGCUGAUUAUUAUAAUUUACAUAUGACAGUGAUCAUUUGGUUAUUUUUGGGAUGUGCAAUUGAUGUAAAAUGAUGUUUAAGUUGAUUUUAACUGAUAAAUGUGAUUUACACUUAACAUUGAUCAUUUGCUUAUUAUGAUUGUGAUGUAUAAGUUAUGACAUUAGGGUUAAUUGUUGCAGCACAUAUUUCUAUAUAAUAAUAUUUAAUAUCCAAUAGUUAUAGAGUAUUAUGCUUAAUAUUAUCUACCUGUGAUAUAAUGCUGUUAAUAACAAUGCAGGUUUUAAAUAUUUUUGAACAUUUGUUUAGCUAGAAAUUCUUUUGGUUAGCAACUGGGUUUAAAGAAUAAGUUUGCACAGUUUGAUAUUAAGCAUGUUAAUGUCUAUUUAUAGAUAUUUUUGUCAAUAAGCCAGUAUAUUUCUUAACAUUGUUUUUACCUAAUGUCAUUUCUUUGAAAAUUUGUUAAGUAUUAGGAAAUACUUAAAAUUUUUGUUACAGGAUUUUUGUUAAUAAAAAAGUAUUCUUUCUA